AUAAAUGAUGAAAGAAUUGUCAUUUUUGGGUGUUAAGUCCAGCAUUUCUUACCACUAGGCAAACAAAGACUUGAAAGCAGAUACUGAUGUGGCUUCUCUCAUCUGUGAGGGGAAGAGGGAGUGUGUAAGAUUAUUUUGGGAAGUGUCAAUCAUGUUAAAUUAUUUGUGGGUGACACAGUUUGAACUAGAGCACUUCAGGAUUAUGAACCUCGAGGAAUCCUUUACCUGAACACAAAAAUUCUUCCUCGUCCCAAACCUGUUUGACUUACAUAUUGCAACAUGCAAGGAGAAGGUCGUAUAGGAAUGAUGUCAGACAACACAUUGCACAACAUUACAUUAAAAUUUCCUCCCUCCCUCUAAUCUCCAAUAAUCUCUCUCACAUUCCCGUUUGAUAUGACCAGAUUUAUUUGACCAGGGAUUGAAGCGAAAGGGUUACAGAACUAAAAUGAUGUAACUUCUGCUCUCACCCUUUCUGUUGUCAGAGAUGUCUCCAUGGUUACCCCCUCCCAUCCGGAAUGGGACGCCACAGCCUUGACCGGGAGAGAAGGAAAGCAAGGGUGCACGAAAAAUCCUCAUUCCAUUACAUCUAAUAAAAUGCACAUUUGUCAGUCCACUUAAAGCUUUAUUUAUUGAGAUUAUUAAACAGACCACUUCUGUUCACGGUCACUUUAAUAAACCCAAAACUACAGUUGCCAAUUCACAGACGAUUACAUUUACAUUUAGUCAUUUAGCAGACGCUUUUAUCCAAAGCGACUUACAAGUUGGGCAAACAAUGGAAGCAAUUGGGUCAACAUUAGGAAAACAAAAAGCAUAAGUGCAAUAAAACAUGUCUCACAAAGCCUGCUACAGUGUACAGAGCUAAGUUUUUUUAAUAUAUAUUUAUAUAUACAUAUAAAGUAGAAAAGAUAUAGAAGUCAGAAAUGAUCGUCAGGAGGAGACGUUCACAGGAGGGGUGUUGAAAAAUUUCCUCAUAUCUUUUUUUGGAGGAACAAACAUAGUGUUUGAGCAUAACUGUAAUGUUGCAUUUACAUCAGAUAUGGAUCAUUCAAUCCUUUAUUCUAUAUCAGGUGUCUUUUAAAGGAACAGUUCACCCAAAAAUGAAAAUUCUGUCAUGAAUUACUCACUCUCUCGUUGUUCCAAAUCUGAAUACAUUUAUUUGAUUGGUUGAACACAGAGAAAGAUAUUUGCAUGAAUGUUUGUAACCAAACAGUUCUUGGACCCCAUUGACUUCCAUAGCAGGAAAAAUGACAAUGGUAGUCAAAAGUGCCCCAGAACUCUUUGCUUUCCUACAUUCUUCAAAAUAUCUUCUUGAGCAACUUGAGGGUGAGUAAAUGAUGACAGAAUUAUUAUUUUUGUGUGAACUGUUUCAUUAAGAAAGAAAUUAUACUGUCCCAUCCAUCUGUCUCUUUCUAUACUUCCUUUGUUUAAUAUUUCAUAGACAACGCAAUGCCUUGGAUGUUUCUGGAUUGGUUUGUCCCCGUCUAUCUGCUGGUGUCUGUCCUCUUGCUGGCCGGUUUCGGAGCCUGUCUGUAUUUUCUGGAGCCGUGUCUUCAGGACGCUCACAAAUGGAGCAACAAGUCACUGAGACGCCAACCGCUGGCACCCACGAGGCAAACGCAUGGUGGAGAGGACGACAUCAAUGCUUUACUGUGACAGGACACGUGUGGAUGAUCAAUGAGACAUUUGUGUUCACUGGGUUUUAGAUUUGCAAUGUAUAUGCAUGUUCAUAUGUGAAACGCAGUUGUUUGGGACAAAAUCAUAUGAAUUUCCAGGUCAUGAUGGUCAUGUUUAAGAUCACAUUUUAGAACAUGCCUGAAACAUUUGGAAAAGCCACGGACUCCAGCUUACACGAGUCACGAACUUACCCAAAAAUGAUUUACUCACCCUCAUGUCAUUCCAAACCUGUAUGACUUUUUUUCGUCUGCAAAAUUCAAAAGAAGAAAUUUUGAAGAAUGUUGGUAACCAAACAACAUUGGUCCCCACUGACUUUCAUUGGACACAAAACAACAGACAUUUCUCGAAAUAUCUUCUUUUGUGUUCCACAAAUGAAAAGUCAUAUACAGGUUCUGAAUGACAUAAGUGUAAAUAAAUGAUGGACAUGUUAUUUUUGGGUGAACUAUCCCUUUAAAAUACUGUUAAUGUCAAAUGUAUAUUAAUGUGUAAUUUUGCAGUUACUGAUCUAAAAAACUGCCAUAUUUCUUAAAUACAUUGACAACCUGUUCAAGUGAAUACCAAUUUCAUGUUCAUCUUUGUAUACUGUUUCAAUAGUUUUAUCAGCGGGCUAGCAUUGUCGUUUAAGACCCUGAAAAGUGUGUUAUGCCAAUAGUUUUGUGUGUAAAUUACAUUAUUUUUAGACUGUUGCAUACUAUAUUUAGACUGAAAUUACUUUCAUCCACUAAAUGCAAUGUCUCUUUAAAGGUCCAGUGUGUCAUUUUUUUGGAGGAUCUAUUUACAAAAGUGCUAUAUAAUGUGUUCAGAGGUGUAUAAAGACCUUACAUAAUGAAGCGUUAUGUUUUUAUUACCUCAGAAUGAGCUUUCUCUAUCUACGUAUACAGCGGGUCCCCUUACAUGGAAUUUGCCAUGUUGUUUCUACAGUAGCGUGACGACAUCUCAGUUCUGUGUCAGCCACCAAAGUUUUUCGAAAGGGAGGGGUGGAGUGAGCCAUUGGAUGCAAUUCGCAACCUCACCCCUAGAUGUCGCUAAAUUUCAUAAACUGGAGCUUUACAAUGUAGAUAUUAGAACUGAUUGCAUCCUCAUUUUAGAGGAAUUAUGGCUGCUAUUUUGUAUGAAAGAAUGGAUGCUAAUAAUGAAGCCCCACCCCUAAACCUAAUCAUCAUUGGCACAAAAGUAGAUGAUAAUCAAUUAUAAAAUAGUUACAAAUUGUGUUUGUUGUUAAAUGCUGUUUAACCUGAUUGGCUGAAUAUACUUCUACUUUGGACAAUCAUAGUCAUCACUUUCAUUUUUCAAAUGAUAAAUUAUUGUAAAAAUGCACAACUGUAUCAUCAAUAAUAGCAUGUCUAUUGUUUCACAGGCAAAUGGAUCAAGGCUGUAAACAAAUGUAAUAAAUUUGAAGUGCUUAAGUGGAGUUAUUUCUUUCUUUAUGUUGUCACUCGAUGUUGGAGUUUCAGAAACUCUGUCAUUUAGCAGAGAGAAGUGAAGAGAGUGGGUGAAUGAGACAGUGGAGCUUCAGAUGAGAAGAAUGGAGAGAAUGUAAGUCCAUUUCCCACCACUUCCUGACGCACUUUUCCCUCUUCAUUCCCGCCCCAGCUCACUUCUUCUGUAAACAGGCUCACGGGUCAGUAAAUAUACACAAAUAUCAUUACAAAUUAUCUGUGGAAUUGUAAAUGCUAAUAAAUUUGUACAUUUACCUUACUGAGUUAAUAUUUAUAGAUCAAUUAAAAUUCUACUUUCUACUUUUUUCUCGAUCUCUACCGUGUCAAUGAACAUGUGUUUUGUGUUGCUUGCUUACACUUUUUUUCUACAUCUCACAGUCUGUGUCUUAAGCUGCAAUGAACCCAAAGGAGUCAGACCCUUCUGAACACGUUUCACCUACAGGAUCCGAAUCUCCAAGAAGACUUUCCCUCGACACACAUUCUCUUUCCUCAACAGGACUCUCGCCAAGUCUUAGCCCUUCUUCUCCAUCUCGUCUCUUACCGGUUCCUAUAUCCACCUCGCCGUCUCGCCUCAGUCCAACGUCUCAUUUCGUUUCAUCUUAUUCUCCUGUUCGCUUGUCUCCUUGUCCCACACCUGACCUAUCUCCAUCGCCCAAUCGUCUGUCCCGCUGUCAUCAGCCUCUUUCUUCAUCCGUCGUCUUUAAAAAGCCCAUCCACAUUCCUUCAUUCAGUCAAACUGGGAAAACCCUGGAACACCAGAAGCAGAUUCACACUUCUCCACCGUGCAUCAUCAAAACUGUGGACACGUGUCUGAAUGUUCCACAUCCGAAUUCAGACGAAACCAUUUCUCACAUGGAGCCAACCAUAAACAAAAGUUCAACAGCAUCUGUUUACGAAAACGAGCCGUUGCAUUCACUUGAUAUGCAUGAUAAACAAUGGUCCGAAAGUAAAAUACCUCAAUUCAAACCCAUUUCGUCCCCUGAGAGACGUGCCAGAUCAAUCCCCAUAACCAACACGAGAAAUCACAACAAGCAAACUGGCCAAAAACCGGAUCAACUGUUCAGACCUCAACACCAGGACGCACUAAAUAACCUGACAUCAAACGUCACUGGAGUUACCAAGCCUACAAAGUUUGAUAGCUCAAUCCCUCACGUGUUAAAACAUGUUGAAAAAAGAAGACCACAGACUUCAGCGAGUUUCCAAAAGAAGCGUCCGGACCCCACUCUCGUUCGGAUCCGGCUCGGCUUGAUUAAAACAGGGAGGAUUGUAAACGCUAGCGCCCAGAUCUCUCAUCUUGAAGAGAAGCCAAAAAUUCAACGUCCAUCUACUGUGGAAAGGCUCCCACUUCCUGUCUAUUCAAAGAUGAGAUCCAACUUGAUGUGUCAGAACGGCGUAAAACAUCAAAUCCAGAAGAAAAAACUACCGCGGGCUUCGACGGAAGCAAAGAGUCAACCCUCAAAACAAUUGAAACCUACAAAUUCAACCACAAACCAAGAUUCUCUAGUGAUUGCUUCAACCUCAUCUACAAGAAAAAACUCUUGUCAAUCAAGCAGUAAUGACAACCUUACGUCCAAAUCUAAGAUCACAGGAUUACAGUCAGACACUUCCAUCACCUCAUCCUGUUUUACAUCAGGUCAGUGCGGCCGGAUAAGCUGCUUCCAGUUCCCUUUGAAGAUCCACAGAUCAUCCACCGAAUGCAGUCAAAUGAGCCGAAUCUGUAGACCUGUGAUCAAAAGAACAUCUGAGGCGUCUUACAGUAGACCAACAUACCUUAAAUCUCCUCAAGCAUGGAGAAAAGUUUCAUCUGCCGCCAACCAAACCACAGGGGGUAAUGAAAGGGAGUUGAGCAACUCAUCCCAAAAUAGAUGCAACCUUACAGAUUCAGAUUCUUCUAAAUCUUCUUCAAGCGAGGCAACCUUGAAAGACGAUUAUAGAUGCUCACGAAUACACAGAGGUUCACGCUUACACAAAAAGCGUGUCGUUGGUUGUCGGAUUAAAUAUGUUGGGGAAGAAAAACGGCAGGCAGCUGUUCAGCCGGACCCCCCUGAACUGCUGGGUACAUCUACAGAGGUCCCAAACACACACACCGACUCUGAAAUGAAGGAAUGGAUUUCCCAGAAUCCAAAAUUCUUAUGUAACACAGACAGCAUCAAGAGUAAAGUAUCUGAACAGACGCUUCAACAGCACAACGCUGCAGAUUGUGAGAGAUUUCCAGGAAUACACUCUGUGCCGUUAAGGGAGCAAGAAGACCACCCGUCAUUACCGCCAUCUGUAGUCGUAGAAAUGAGGAGAGGAUCUGAGGUGGAAACCUGUCCUGGAGAGUGUGUGUCUGCAGGUGAGAGCAAAAACAAAUGA
This is a messenger RNA of Triplophysa rosa, 5468 nucleotides long. RefSeq lists its product as uncharacterized. The transcript is spliced from 2 exons. The record is from RefSeq and is a predicted model, not a curated record. Bases 3510 to 5468 code for a protein of 652 amino acids. Lineage: Eukaryota; Metazoa; Chordata; Actinopteri; Cypriniformes; Nemacheilidae.